AUGGGGAAUCAGAGGGGUUUGGGGCUCCAUCUCAUUUCCAUAUGUUUGUUUUUUAUUGCAGCCACAUAUACCUGUUGCGGUGAUGGAAAUAUCAGUGUCGUUUGCUCUGAGAAAGAGAGAGUUGCUCUUCUCAAGUUCAAACAUAGUGUAAGAGAUGACCUUGAAAUGUUGUCAUCAUGGGUUGGCAAUGAUUGUUGCAGAUGGGGAAGCAUCCAGUGUGACACUGUCACUGGAAAUGUUGAAAGCCUUUAUCUCAGAGGAGAUGAAGGCUACUUAGUUGGUAAUGAGGUGAACGCUUCUUUAGCGGAGUUGAAGCAUCUGAAACACUUGGACCUGAGUGGGAAUGAUUUCCAAGGAAGUCGGAUCCCAAAGUUCAUUGGAUCAUUGAAACAGCUGAUCUACCUCAAUCUCUCUAAUGUUGGUUUUGAAGGUAUUAUUCCUCAUAACAUUGGAAACCUUUCUAAUUUAAAGCUUUUUGAUCUCAGUUGGAAUGGAGGGCUAGUAGCAGAUGAUAUGGCAUGGACUUCUGGCCUUUCUUCACUUGAGCAUCUCGUCUUGAGUUCAGUAGAUCUUGGAAGAGCACAAAACAUGGACAUGCUGUUUUACAUGAUUCCCUCUUUAAAAGAGUUAAGUUUGUCAGAUUGUGGACUUUCCAAUGCUGAUCUUGGUCCUUCUCUUAAUUCAAGUAAAAUACUUCGCAACAUCAAACACCUGGAUCUUAGUAACAAUUAUUUCCAAGGCCCACUCCCUGGCUUUUUUCAAAACAUGUCAUCCCUAACAUUCCUCGAUCUUUCAUCCUUUAAUCUUAGUUUGACAUGGAACUUUGCAAACUUUCUAAGCACAAUCCCUUCUUUAUCAGAGCUGCAUCUGUCAGAUUGUGGACUCGAUAAGACACAUCUAUCUUCUCCUCAUCUUAAUUUUAGUAGACUCUUUAACAUCCACCACUUGGAUCUCAGCAGAAAUUCAAUUGAAGGUGCAUUUCCUUCUGUUUUCACAAACAUGAGUUCCCUAAGAGUCCUUGAUCUCUCAGGAAACAUGUUGAAUUCUUGGGUUCCUGUUAUGCCUAACCUUAUACAUCUCGAUCUUUCUGGUAACGAUUUUAAGCAGAUAGGGGAUUUUGGAAUCUGGAGACAGUGUCACCUGAAACACUUGGGUGCAUCAUACAAUCAUUUUAAAAUAGAAAUGAUUGAAUCAACAGAAAACAUAACAGAAUGCUCCCAAUAUGCUUUGGAAUGGUUGCAUUUAAGUUCAUGUUCAAAUGGUACAAUUCCAGAUCCAAUUGCAAGACUAGCCAAUUUAAGAGGUAUAGAUUUAUCGAGCAGCAGUUUGACAGGUCAAAUCCCCGAAUCUCUAGGAAGAUUAAAAUAUUUAGAAGUGUUGGAUCUUUCCUCUAACCAGUUAACCGGUCCCAUUCCUACAUUCCUUGGAAAUAUUUCCGAACUUGAUCUUUCUUUUAAUCAAUUGAAUGGUUCAAUUCCGGAAUCCUUUGGAAAUCUAGCAGCUUUAACACAUUUGCAUCUAAGUUCCAAUCGGUUAACGGGCCCAAUCCCAUCAUCUUUAGGAGGACUUGCUUCAUUACAAACAGUUUGGUUGUAUUCAAAUUUGUUAAAUGGAACUAUUCCAGCCUCAAUUGGGCAACUUGCCAAACUUCGUUAUCUGGAUUUCUCCAACAAUUCUUUAGAAGGAGUAGUUUCUGAAGCCCAUUUUGCCAACUUUUUUAUGUUGAAGUACUUGGAUACUUCUUCUAACACCAAGUUGACAUUCAAUGUUUCACGUGACUGGAGGCCUCCAUUUCAAUUGGUAUUUCUUCGACUUAAAUCCUGUACUAUCGGAACUGAAUUUCCGCAUUGGAUUCGAAGCCAAAGGAAACUUAAUGUGUUGGAUUUGUCAAAGGCUCAAAUUACGGGACCUCUACCGACAUGGUUGAGGAAGAUGCCCAUCAUUCCUUGCUUAGAUCUCUCCCACAACAAACUCAGCGGACCUUUGACAAACCUUCCUAAUGCGGCAACUUAUGGUGGGUAUGGAUUUGUUUCAGUAUUAUUUCUGGAAAAUAACUUUUUCAAUGAGUCUAUUCCAAGGUCGUUGUGCAUAAGGAUAGAUCUGGAAUAUCUUGAUCUUUCCAAAAAUAGGUUAACCGGUAAAAUUCCCAAGUGUCUUGAGAAUAUGAAAAGGUUGUAUACCAUGAUACUUAGCUCAAAUCAGUUAUCUGGUGUCAUUCCAAGCUCUGUAGCUCUUAAUUCAUUACAUCGGUUAAACUUGAAUGACAACGAUUUUAUUGGUGAACUUCCUCGAGAAUUGGAGAAUUUACGGGUUUUAAGUAUGUUAGAUUUGGGUGAUAAUAGAUUGUCUGGAAAUAUACCUGAAUGGGUCGGAAAAAAACUUACAUAUUUGGUAGUUUUGAGGUUACACAAAAAUAACUUUACAGGAAGAAUUCCCGAGUCUUUGUGCAAAUCAUCAAAUCUUCAAAUUUUGGAUUUGGCACACAACAACUUAGAAGGAACCAUCCCUAUUUGUCUACGAAAGUUGAAAGCUAUGGUUAGUAAUAGCGGAUCAGGGCACAUCGAUUACUCUCUCGACUAUGAUGUGAAUGUUGAUCAGGUCAUGAAAGGUGUUGAUCUUGAAUACACAAAAACUUGGUAUAUGGUUUAUAACAUGGACCUGUCAAGCAAUAAACUUGUUGGAGAAAUACCAGUGGAGCUAACUGCACUUUCCAAGUUGGUGGGUCUCAAUUUGUCUAAUAAUCAUCUCACUGGCUAUAUUCCAGACAACAUUGGAAACAUGAUGAAUUUAUUUUCUCUUGAUUUAUCUAGAAACGAACUGAUUGGGAUGAUCCCUCCAAGCAUGACAGCUUUGACCUUUUUGAGUCAUUUGAAUUUGUCACACAACAACUUGUCGGGACGAAUACCAACAGGAAGGCAACUGCAGACCCUGAUUGAUCCAUCAAUAUAUGAAGGGAACAAAGAUCUAUGUGGACCUCCAUUGUGUAACAAUUGCCCAAAUUGGGACAACCCAAUAACAACAGGCAAGAAGAAAUACAAAGCAGCUGAAGAGUCUUACGCAAACAUAAUUUGUGGUUUUGCAACAGGGUUUUGCGGCAUUAUUGGAGUUCUGUUGUUCAAGAAACAGUGGAGACGGAAUCUUUUUAUGUUUGCUGAAGAAACCAUGGACACAAUUUACGUUGCAGUUGUGGUAAGAGUUAGAAAGAUGAAGAUAUUGAGGAAGAGAAACCACAUAGAGCCUAUGGAAUGCACAUAA
Molecule: messenger RNA, 3255 nt
Organism: Lactuca sativa (garden lettuce)
Lineage: Eukaryota; Viridiplantae; Streptophyta; Magnoliopsida; Asterales; Asteraceae
Product: receptor-like protein EIX2
Molecular function (GO): protein binding
Source: RefSeq, a predicted model, not a curated record